This is a messenger RNA of Psammomys obesus (fat sand rat), 1934 nucleotides long. It is a transcript of the gene CUNH11orf24, whose product is annotated as chromosome unknown C11orf24 homolog. Gene Ontology annotation, cellular component: Golgi apparatus. NCBI's taxonomy places the organism in Eukaryota, Metazoa, Chordata, Mammalia, Rodentia, Muridae. Bases 415 to 1653 code for a protein of 412 amino acids. The transcript is spliced from 4 exons. The record is from RefSeq and is a predicted model, not a curated record.
CCCAGCGCGCCUCAGCAAGCUGAGCGAACUGGGCUUCGCUGCGGUCCACGUCCCCGCGCGGGGCUGAAUCGCUGAAGUGGCUGCGCUGCGGUGCGAGGGCCACGGGCCUGCCGCGCCCGGGUGUGUCUAAUACCACAGAGGAGCAGCUGCCUCUGUCCCGCAUGCGCCUCAGCGAAUGCCAUGGCCGGGGAUUGCCCCGCCAAGCCGCCCUCACCUGCAAAGCCAGACUUAAUAUGGCAAGUACGGGAUGCCAAGCCCACAGCUGCCCAAGGAGGACAUCAGCCCUGCCUCCUAGUCCGCACUGAGCAGCCGCCUCUUGUCCCUGGGCCGAGCAGAAGGCCACUGUUGAGAGUCUGAAGGGCUGGCCGCCUGAGGCUCCGAGCCCAGCACCCCAGCUCUCACCCCACCAGCAAGAUGUGGACAGCCCUGGUGCUGGUUUGGAUUUCCUCCGUGCCCUUAUCUAGAAGCCAUACGGUGUCUGAUGAGCCACGAUACUUAGUCACUACCAAGAUGUGGUCUAAAGCAGUAAAACAAAGCAUGCCUAGGGACACAGUUCCAAAGGCUGAAAAUGUAACUACUGAGGGAAAGGCCACAGUGCUGCCUGCUCCCAUCACAGCCACCACAGAGACCCGGGCAGCCGUCCUGAACACCAUCACAGCGACAGCCAGGGUGACAACGCACUGGACAAACAUGGGCACCCCACCAGCCAGAGAGGGUACGACAGAGAGUGUGACCUCCAGGACUCCUGCACCACCUACACCAUCAGGCCCCUCAUCUGGGGGGCAGGCUCUACCCAUCACCACCGCUGGGCUUCCCUCUCUCAGCACACCACAUGCAGAAGUGCCAAGAACAAAUGCCAGCGCAUCACCAGGAACAGCCACAGUGGCAGCCGUGGCCCCACACACCGCGACUGUUGCUGCAGGCACCAUGAACACUAGUGGGCCUCCCACAAGGACGCCGAGUCCUGCCAAAAGCACACCCACUAACACAUCCACCACGAGCCCUAUACCCACCCCAGGUGUCCAGACGCAAGAUACCACUGUCCAGGUGACAACAAAACAGCCAGUGAAUAGCACAGUGGGUAGAUUAACACCGACUCCCUCAAACACCACCCUGGCGCCCACCACCACCACCCACUCUGUGGCUUCAGUGUCCCCUAUGGUACUGACCACCACCCAGGUAAAAACCAAGGAGCCAACUGCCAGCACAGUGCCAAUGCCUCCUACCAGCCCCAGCCCUGGAAUGGAAGCCACAUCCCCCACCACACAGCCAAACCCUGCAUUACCUAGCCAGGGGACAGGCAGGACAGGCGAGCCAGGCACGCCCCUGACAACAGAACAGGUGGGGACCAAAGCCACAGCCGGCACUGCCUCCACUGGGCCAACACCCAGAAGCUCAGGGGACCUGAAGGUGCCAACCACAGACUCGUGCCAGCUCAGCACCCAAGGCCAGUACCUAGUAGUCACCACUGAGCCCCUAACCUCCUCCUUGGUGAACAAAGUAUUACUUCUGGUGGUGCUCGUCCUCGGGGUGGCCCUCUUCAUCGCGGUCCUGGUGAUGUUUGCCCUGCAAGCCUACGAGAGCCACAAGCAGAAGGACUACACACAGGUGGACUACCUGAUCAACGGCAUGUACGCCGACUCGGAGAUGUGAGGGCCCCCAGGAGGCCAGCCUCUCCCACGGCCUUUGUUCUCGCCCCAGACCAAACCAAGUGCUUCCAGAUCUUCUCGGUGCAAUCCCAGAGCUGUGCCACAUGCUUAAAGACAUUUAACUGCUGUCAGAUCAACCCCAUGAUCACAAGAGAGCUGCCUUUUCAUAUUUAUUUUUUUAAAUGAUGACAUAAGCAGGCGUGGCCAGGGCCGAGGGGGCCUGACCUGCUCGGCUCUUGGUGUGGGAAAUCUUGGCCAGAAUUAAAAGCAAUUGACUGCUCUCCA